UUUUUUUUUCAUUUAAACUCUCCGAAAAAAAUUAUUUCAUCAUCAAAAUGUUUUUAUUUUUAGUAUUUGUCUUCAACUGAAGAAGGACAUGUUUUUUUGUGGAACCAUGAGCUGUUGUCUACUGAUGAUGCUAUUGAGAUUCGGAAAUUAGAUUCUUCUCCUCUGCAUGAUGGAUCUGUCAAUUAUAUAAUUAUCCAUGAGAAUUUUAUGAUUACUUUUGGUUCUGAUGGUCAAUUUAAGUUUUGGGAAUAUAUGAAUGUGUUACAGCAACUGUAUUCUGAAUAUUCUUCAGAGUCAGAAGAAGAAUUAGAGAAUAGUAAUUUAUCAUUGGAAAAAGGAGAGGAUGAGAAGGGGCUCAGACUAAACAAGAAGCUGGAUUUUCUGUCUCUUGAGACAAUACAUGAAUUUACUGUGUCUAAGGAUUCAGAUCUUAUAUUUGCUGUAUUACACAGUUUUAAAAAUGAUCAAAUUAUGUUUUUUAUGCAAGAUCGUCAAGGCUUUCUGUGGCAAGUGCAAGUUACUUCUGGCUUUACAAAAGUAGUAUGCACUCAGUUGCUUUCAGGAUUAGGCUGCAGCUUAACAGAUUUAACAAUGUGCCCUCUUUAUCCUCUGAUAGCUGCUACUUCUAAUGCAG
Messenger RNA from Stegodyphus dumicola, 634 nucleotides. RefSeq names its product cilia- and flagella-associated protein 44-like. Gene Ontology annotation, molecular function: protein binding. Lineage: Eukaryota; Metazoa; Arthropoda; Arachnida; Araneae; Eresidae. The record is from RefSeq and is a predicted model, not a curated record.